Messenger RNA from Sphaeramia orbicularis (orbiculate cardinalfish), 1066 nucleotides. RefSeq names its product TAF10 RNA polymerase II, TATA box binding protein (TBP)-associated factor (gene taf10). NCBI's taxonomy places the organism in Eukaryota, Metazoa, Chordata, Actinopteri, Kurtiformes, Apogonidae. Gene Ontology annotation, molecular function: promoter-specific chromatin binding; RNA polymerase II general transcription initiation factor activity. The transcript is spliced from 5 exons. Bases 286 to 846 code for a protein of 186 amino acids. The record is from RefSeq and is a predicted model, not a curated record. Gene Ontology annotation, cellular component: SAGA complex; transcription factor TFIID complex; nucleus. Gene Ontology annotation, biological process: transcription initiation at RNA polymerase II promoter.
UUCUGGGUCACAUGACGCGAAUAUCCCCUCAGCGUGAGAUUUCCGCUGCACUGUAGCUACAAACAAUUCUCAUGUUAGCAAGCUGCUGCAUGUAUCUGUAGAACUUUAUGUUCGGAGUUACGACAACCGUUUUACUUUGUAACAUAGUCUUCUGAUGUAUAUUGAUAUAAUCGCUAAAUAGCACGUAAUAUCGGUUUAGGGGCAGAUUUGGACGAUCUCUCGCUAACUAGCUAAGGUUAGCUUGGUAGCUAACAGUGACAGACUGCUGCAAAGAAGGAAAAUAACAUGAAUAUGGACAACGUUAACCAAUCAGUCACAACGGGAGAAUCAUCUACAACGUCUUCAACUUCAAGUAACUGUAUCGCAAAUGAUAAUGCAUCAACCAACGUUAGCAGCAUCCCUCCGGUCACGAGUAAUGCUUCAGCCUCAGCAGCCAUGGUGACCCCCUCAACAGACACAUCUGUCUCCAACGGCGUAUAUGUUCCUGGUGGCAUCACCAACGGAGAUGUAAAGCCUGCUGUCUCUACCACACCUUUAGCAGAUUUUCUCAUGCAGUUGGAAGAGUACACUCCUACAAUUCCUGAUGCAGUAACUGGCUACUACCUCAACCGCGCUGGUUUUGAGGCGUCUGAUCCAAGAAUAAUCCGUCUGAUCUCCCUCGCCUCCCAGAAGUUCAUCUCGGACAUCGCCAAUGAUGCACUGCAGUAUUGUAAAAUGAAAGGCACUGCUUCAGGAAGCUCCAGGAGCAAGACGAAGGAUAAGAAGUAUACCCUGACAAUGGAGGACCUGACACCUGCUCUGUCAGAAUAUGGUGUCAAUGUCAAGAAACCAUAUUACUUUACAUAGGACUGUCUUUAUUCAAUACAUUCUGCUUUUGCUAGUUUGAUUUCCCAACAACCCACUAGUCUUUUAACACAUUUUUUGCAAAAUGUGUUUUUUUUAAUCACGGUGCUUCAGUACAGCUUGGACAAAUCUUUGAAGUCACUUAUUUGUGGAGCCACUUCUGCAUUUUGUUUAACUAUUAACAAAAAUGUUUUAUUGUGAAAAUAAAACCCCUCAAAAACUG